AUGAGAACGACUGCUAGAUCGAGUUCGGUCGAAAGUGGAUUGUCCGUGUCAAGUACACAGGUAUCGCCUUCUUCGACCCCGAAAAGAGUUAUUCGGCAUUCGUGGCUGCUACCAUCUCCGACAAUUUCAACAACAUCAGCGUCUAGGCGAAUAUGUCGAAUAUGUCAGAUGGAUUCUGGAGACAUGGUGAGACCCUGCGAUUGUGCCGGAACGAUGGGCGAUGUUCAUCAAGAAUGCCUAUCGAAAUGGGUGAAUAUGUCACAUAAGAAGGCGUGUGAAAUUUGUAAAUCAGAGUACGCGAAAGGCGGUGCUCAUUUUAAGCCGUUGCGGAAUUGGGAGAAGCCCAAAAUUGAAUUUUCGAGUUUUGUUGGAGUUUUCAUACUUUUAUCAGUGACUCUUCUCGCAUACUACAUUAUCGAUAUAAUGAACGAAAGAUACUUCGUUGAAAGGAUAUUCGUCAAGAAAAUGUAUUGCCGACCAGACGAUUCGGGAAGAAUAUUUGUUUUAUUCGUGCUAGCAUUGGCUGCUUUGAAUAAUAUCUACACAAUAAUCAAGGAAAUGUGCAAUUAUUUGAGAAAUCAACGACAAAUUCUAUUUGUAAGCAAGCAUAAAUAA
Messenger RNA from Caenorhabditis bovis, 615 nucleotides. The record is from the annotation of a GenBank genome assembly. Lineage: Eukaryota; Metazoa; Nematoda; Chromadorea; Rhabditida; Rhabditidae.